UUUGUUUUGAAUCUAGAGAUUCAUGUUUACAAAAAGCUUUCCUAAAGUUGGAUUUUGCCUUCUUGGAGCCCUCAGGGUUGGCAAUGGGUAGAGGAGGGGAGGUGGAAUGCAGGCAGGAAGGUUUACAGGAUCAAUCUCCGAGUGGCGCUGCCUUUAGGAUUAGGAAACUUGGGCUGGAGCCCUAGCUCUGCCUAUGAACUCCAUUCACACUGCCUCAAAGCACUGAACUAAUCUAUUCCUGCAUCUCCACUGCCAGAGUCAGACUCCUUCCCCAAGCCUGCCCAGUCUUUCCUGCCCUUCCUUUUAUUAUUCCACAUCUUUUUCAUUCCUGCUUGUUGAUGCCCUUGACAACUGUAACUGACACAUGGCUACUCCCCCCCCCCCACCCAUUCUCCGGCAGUCUCAUAAUCAAGUCACCACCCAGUUUAAAAACAGCCUAGAUUGAGAAUCCGAAUUUCUUAACACUUUCCUAUGCAGCUCUGUCCCACCUCAUGACACUAUUACUUCAGUGGCAGCCUUCUGUUCCAGCCCGACUCGUCUAGUAGCUAACCCUUGAUUUUUGUUGAGGUCAUUCCUCGGCCUCUUUCUUAUCACCCCAAGCCCCUUCCCUGUAAGCUCACCUUGUUUUGUGUGAGGCCUGCUUAUAAUGUAUUCUUAAGGAAUAUUUGGUGAAUACUGAUGAAAGUGGACUGCUGGACACAAGGAUAAUGGCUUUGUACAAUGUAAUCAUUGUUCUCAAUCUAUUGUUCAUUUCAGCUCUAGCAAGAAGCCAGGAAGCUGGACAUUUAAGGAGACCUAUGAUCUUAGAAAAGUUGCUCUUCCUCUGUUUUCUUAUUUAUAAAAUGGAUUAAUAAAGAACUAUUAUGGUUUAUAACAAUGCAGUGUGUAAAAAGCAAAUACUUUAGAACUGUUUGUUUACGUUGUUGUUCAAAAGAUGAGACGAUUCUCUUUUGCUUCAGUCCUGGACAAGCUUCCUGGAACCCAUGACCCAUGAAGUCUUCUCAGCGUUCACACCGGCUGAGGGUAGCAGCGAAAGAGUAGAAGUAGGUGAGGUUUCCUGCUCAGCCUAGUAUCUCUGGCCCCUUGGCUCAGUCAUUUUUUCAUGAUUUUUUGUUACCACUUGAAGAUAGUAUUUUUCAUUCUUAAGUAUUGAAAGAGUCCAACUUUGGGUGGAAUCUGGACUAACUUCAGGUCAGUUCUAGUUCAACUCAGUCAAAGCCUGUGCUAGCCAUGUGAACCCCCCACCCCCUUGUCCCGAAGAAAACUUUGUCAGACAAGUCAGAUACAAACCACGUACUGUGGGAUUUGGAGUCUAAGCUUGCUGUGGAAAAGUCCUGCUUAGGUUGGGGUGAGGAAAGCCUUGUGUUUAUGUCUCUGUCAUUGGUAUCACAGUGAAUGCCUUGUGGUCUGAUGUACCAGGGAGUGUUUAUCUCACGAAAACCAGAGAGAUUGUACUUCUUCUCAUCUUCUGACAUAAAGUUAGGAAAUAAUUUCUCUUUUCCUAAUGAUGAAUUUGGCCUUCUCUUCAAAGAAGGCCUUUGAUGUUUGGGACAGGAUUACUGGGCAGUAAGAGGAAAUCAUAGCAGAAGGACCAUAGCCAGUAAUAGACAGUCAAUUUCAUUCAGUUGCCAGAGAAAAUGUUGAGGAAAGUCUCAACUACUUUUCCUGGUUGGUAACAGCAAAGUGCAUAAUAUGGGCAGGGUAAGUAGAGUUGAAGAAAAAUAACCCAAAAGGAGCUGAGCAGUGGAAAGUAUGGCAAAGACAUGUUUAUGCUUCUCCAAAAUGACUUUGGACAGUGUUGGACAAGAUGAGGGUGAUGAAGUAUGUGUUGGUUGGAUCCUUCAUCCUUUCAACAAGGUUUGAUUGAGUACUUGCUGUGUGCCUGGCACCACGGCGUGGGCUGGCAGGGAUCAAUACCAGAGCCCAUGUCCAGAUCCUGUGACUGAUGGGGAGGGAAAGGCAGGGAGGUGCCAUGUGAACUCUCCUGUUAAAGCACUGGGGGUGGGGCGAUUAAAAAAGACUCCUUAAAGGAGGGGAGUCAAAAGCUCAGGCUGAGUCUUAAAGACAAAGAUGGAACUGGCAUUACCUCUGCCCCCCCGUAUGUGCUGUUCAGUAUUUUCUCCCUGAAAACUCAUUUUUCUUUAAUGAAGGAUAGGCCUGAGUAUGCUGGAAACAUGAGAUUUCAAGUUCAGAGUAGUUUUUUGGUUUUUUUUUUAAUUUAAAAAAAAGUUGAAACCUGGUGUCUCUGCAUUGAAUGCAAGAAUCUCAGAAAUCUGGGUUUUAGACAAGUUUCUAAAAUCAAUCACUGAAUAGUUUUCAGGGGGAAAAGGAAAAAUGUAUGGAUUUUUUUUCCCUUUCUUGUCUACUUCAGAUUUUCGUUAAGAACUGUAGAAACAUGUGCCUGAAUGAAGCUUUUUACCUUUCAAUUCCUUUUGCCAUUUGUUCAACUUUCUGCAGUAGGUUUGCUUGGCUCUAAAAUCAUUCUCAGAGUACCAAGACAGGGGACAUUUAUUUUAGGGACAUAGUAGUUGCUGGGCUCUCCAGUUGCCCAGAAACUUCCUUGGCUGCUGAAAGAUAAAUAUCACAAAGGAUGGGAGCUACAGGUAAGGGGAAGGGGGCAUGGGGAACUGGCUGGCCUUGGAGGCCCCCUCCCAGACUGGCCUGGAAUUGGAUUCUGGAAGAGAGCCCUCCCCCACCUUCCCUGGCUCUGCCAAGACUUUUCCAGUUUAGUCCCAGCCAAGUGCCUUUACUAGUCUGAACUUACCUAACAUUACAAUCCCAGCAGGUUUAUUAGGUAUGGGUCACGGUUAAUUGGAGAGGAAAAUUGGGGGGUUCGGGGUUUAUUAGUUUUCUAUGAAAGCGGAGGCUGCUCUUAAUUAUUUCACAAAUCGUCUUCCCCACUUGACUGUCUGUUUUCUGUCUCAUGACUAUCAUCCCACAGUGGUGCUAGGGUGGCUCUUCCUCCUUACACAGCUGUGCCCAAGAGAGAGAUUUAAUAAUGCCAUCAGUCAGCACAGUGCCCUCUUUUGCAAGUGAGACCACAUAGAGUCAUGGAAACUCACAACUGUUUACCUCUGUCAUUAUGAAUGGAUGUUUUGUAGUGAACAAAUUAUGUAAGAAUCUGCUGUAUUAUAGCCAAGAGUUAGAUCGUCCAAUGUAUAGGCCUCUGAAAUAAUCACCUGCAGCCCUUCGUGGAGAUUUUUGGUGGUCUGCCAUCUGUGAAGGGCUCACAGUCAGGUCCUUUUCAUUCUGUGGGCUUCUGUUGCAGAGAUGGUAGCUGGGGAGUUAGGCCUGGCUUUGCCGGUCUGGACCGUGGCAGCUUGCCAGCAAGUUUCGCUGGGUGGUCUUUGACAAUGGGAGAAGGGGGUUGGGGGAGCUCAGCUCUCCUCCCCAAAGAGGAACAACAAGGUGGCUUUCUAUAGGUGGGUUUCACAUCGGCAGCCAAUCCCCUUGUCACUGACAACACCACACAGGUCUUGAGUGCUGGUGAAAAGAAUUGAACAGGUUGCCUGAAAGUGGUGUUGUGAUGGAGUUAAUUUUUUCCCCCUGAUUUUACAAAUGAAGCCUGGUGUUUAUGUGGCGAGUCUCCCUCCCAAGAGGGUGAGCACACGUGAGCAGCAGGUUGCCCUUCAUCCUGUGAAGGAAGAAUCGUUAUUCUCACUUGUCAGGGGAGAAGCAAAACCCCUGGUGCAGCCUCUCACCCCAUGGCUUAGGCCAGGGAUCAGCCAAGGACCCGGAGUGCAGGCCGAGUUGGGCUAGUCUCAGUGCCGGAGAGGCAGCAGUGCCCACCUCUGCCAUCCUUCCUGCGAUGGGGAGAAUGAUAGCUGCCAUGUGUGAGCACCUACUGUGUGCCAGGCCCCGGGCUAAGCACUACAAGCAUUGUCCCCAGCAGUCUUGUGAAGAUAGUUAAGAACUAUCUAUUUAGUCUAGUUAUCCUACUCUACAGAUAAAAGAGCUGAAGCUUAAAUAAUUGUAGUGACUUGUUCUGGUCUCACAGCUGGUAAGUGGCAGAGCCAAGAUUUCAUUUCAGGUCUGCUGACUCUAAAACUCGAGUUUUGCAGGGGAAAAAGAAAAUGCCCAGGCAAGCUUUCUUCCAAAGCAGAGCCCCCUUAGCUUGGGAGAACUGUUUCAUUUGCAGCUAACAGAGUGUAAGGGGCAGGUGGCGCCCUUUAUGAGACUUCCUCAAGAGACUGAAAUUUAAAACUGGGGCUACAACUAGAAGGUCUUGAAUGGCUCAACAGCAGCAGCCUGAGGGGAGCCGGGCUCUGUGGCUCAGACUUUGCAGCCAGAGGCUCUGUGGCUCAACUAGUGUCAGGCUUCACAGGCAGUGGCGAAAGCCGCGUCCAUCAUGGGUUUCAUCACAGAACAUGUUUCAGCUCCCCCCACCCCAGGAUGUUGUCUGAAUUGGCUGUCCUGAGUCUCUGCUUCCACUAUAGCUGCCAGACGAAUCCAUUUGCUCCUAGGAUCUCUGCAAGUCUGAUCAAGCAGGCUCUUCGUGUUCUUGGUGGAGUGAGGGGGAGAAGGUGUUUGGCCCAGGAGAUACUUUUACUGGUCAGGAGAAGUGGCAGCUUGUAUAGAAAAAUACCCUGGGGAAGGAAGUAGCAGCUUUGACAGACAGGUAACUGACAGAAGAUGCUACCUUCCAGGCAAAUACUCACAGGGCAGCCAGCAAAAAGAAUUCGACAGGCAGUUACCUGCAGAAGAGCUAAGCAGACCUCUCCCUGCUGGCUUAGGAGGGUGGUGGAGAUUUGGCUGCAGACGACAUGUGGUUACCUUUGUUCCUUGUUUUUCUUUAACAAACAUGGAAAGCCUUAAGCCAAGGUGUUCUGGGUUUGAGGGCACACAGGACACCUGAGUUUAAGAUAUAAUUAUGUGACCGACUACUUGGGAAAUGGAGAGGAAGUCAUGGAAACCCUCUGCCUUUAUUCCCGUCCUCACAAGCAGCCUUCUCAGAACACCACAAGGAGGCAGUGAAAUGUGAGAAGUGUUCCUCCAAAAGAGGAAGACUUUUGAUUGAAAAUGUUCCUUCUUACCUCAAAAGCCUAAGGUCUGUGGCAUCUGUGCUCACCCAAGAUGAGUUUGGAGAUGAGAAAUUUAGGGAAUUUGUCAGAGGUGAGAGUCUGGACAUACAGGAUGCAUCUGCUUCUGUGGUUGUGCUUCUGUUUUCCAAGGGCAGGAGCCUGGAUUGGAAGCACUUUGGUCAUAUUGUCAGAAACCCUCCUGUAUCCCUCCAGCUAAGCUGCCUUUGCCUCCCUGUUGGACAAAGCAAUGAGGGGUUUCAAGAUCCUACAGGAGUUGAGGAAGGAAAAGAACUCAUGGCUAAAGAAUUCUGGCUAACCUUCCUUGAGAGGGGCAGGAACAACAGAGUCUGGGGGGUUUCUGGGGGAUCCCAUCUGAGAGGACAGAAGUCUGGAAUGAAUCUUAUUAGAAGAAGGGCGAAGUGCUGGGGGAAGAUGGUUGAUGAAGGAGGGAGUGGUGUUUCUAGAGUCACUUCCAGGUUUGAGAUUGAGCAGCAUUCUGGUGGAGAGAAGGCUUCAGAACAUGCUUUCAGUCCUGGCUUUGCCAGUUGCUAGGUGUGUGAGCCUGGGCAAGUCUCCUAAACUCUGAGACCCCAGUUUCUUAAGUUAUUGCAAAGGGGAGGCAAGGUAAAGUGCAUGAAAUGCAUUGGGAGCAAUCAGUAGAAGGUAACUGUUGAUAUUUGGAAAGGAAGGAGGAACAGAAUGAAAGGAGGGUUAUUGAUGGGGUUGGGCAGCUGGAAGGAUGAGUGGUGCAAGGUCCUGCUGAAGGAGCCUGCAGUGGCUCAAGAUCUACAGCGAUAAAGAAAUUCAAGGAUGGGAGGAAGAAGAGCUGGCAGUAGGCGGCCCGAGUGCACCAUUCCUUACCAGGCCUCCGGUAGAUAAUCUCUUCCUCCAGCUUCCGCUCUGCUUCUUCCCCAACUCAGCUUUCCCAUUCAAGCAAUUAUGCCCCAAAUCUUGGAUUCAGCCUUGACUCUGUUCUUGCUUUCACACUCCGCUUUACACUGGCAAAUAGUGUUGCCCUUAGCCUUCAGAAUGUUUCCAGAAUCCUGCAGCUUCUCACCACCCUAGUCUUCUAUCAACAUUUCUGACCCAGAUAUUGCAGUGGAUCCGCAAGUGUUCUCCUUGCUUCAGCCCUUCCCUGACCCUUCCACCCCCCACCCCAUGGUCUGUGCUUCAUAGAAAAGUCAAUGUCACACUGUUGAAACAGAAGCCAGUGGAGGUCAUUUCUCCGUUCAUAACUCUCCAUAGCUUCCUGUUUCAUUCAGAGAAAAUAUCUAUAUACCUUGCAGUGCCUUCUUUCACCUCACCUUUACCCCCUCACCUUACCUCUCCUCCCCUCCUUACCCAACACACAGCCUCCUUGUUGUGCAUUAGCCUCCUUGUUGCUCCUUAAACAAACUAGCUAAGCAGCCUCCCUCCUCAGGGGCUUUGCACUUGCCCUGCCUGCUCCCUGGAAGGCUCCUCCCCCCCAGGCACCUGCACAGCACCCUCCCUCAUUUCAUUCAGGCCCUGCCUCAUGGCCACCUUGACCUGGCCACCCUUUAUUAAAUAGCACUCCCACCCUCAUUCUGUCUCCCCUCAACCUAAUUCAUUUUUCCUUAACAUUACACCUCCUGGCAUAUUUAUUUGUUCAUUUGCUUAUUGCCUGCUUCCCACUAGAACCGAAGAUCCAUGAGAUUAGGGACUUUGUUUUGUUCCUCACCGUUUCCCAGUAGAAUCUGAUAGAGCAGAAUCUCCUAGAGUAGAAUCUGGUAGGAAAGUGGUGCUCAAAUGUUGUUUGUUUGUUUGCUUGUGUGUUUUUGCUAGUCUGCAGGACUCUUCUGAAUCUCAAAUGGGACAUGCUAAGAGUUUUAAACAAAAUGAAAUAAUUUCAUGUGGAUUUACAUAAGAAAAUGUAUUCUGGGGUAUUCUAAUGUUACAGUCUCUGUUUCAGAAAAGCCAGGAAGCAAUGUGCAAGGCUGCUGUAGAAAGAUCCCAGUUCCUUUUCUUUUCCUCAAGGGGACUGACUGCAGGAAUGUCCAUGGGUGUGGACAUGUCAUGGGUGUGCCAGUUGUUCCACCUCUUGGGGGGAUAGGGGAAGGGACUCCCUUCCUCAUCACUCACCCAAGGGGGAUCUGGUGAAUGUCUGCUUUAUGGCCAGCACUGUGCUCAGCCCGGCUCGCUGUCUCAUCCCACCAGCAGUUGACAGCCUGAUCAUUCAUCUAGGAUUUCCUAACUGUGCCUGGGCCAUCCACUUUGCCACUCUCCUCCUUUAGCUGACUGAGUGGAAUUACAGUUCUGUCAAAUCUGCUUUGAAACCACAGGCCCAGGACAUGGAAUGAAUUUGAGAAUAGUUCAGCUGCGCACACACGAGGGCCUGGUGGGGCCGGGCACACAGGAAACAAAGAUGGAGAGUUGACAAGCUAUGAAAGUGAGGAACAGCAUGUUUGGAUGUCCACCUAGUCGGGGGCAUAUCUGACUUCAAAUUGCAUCUCAGUCAUUUCUGACUUGGUUCUAGAUUUAGAAGCUGAGGAAGAAAAAAGGGAUAAAGAUCCCGGGAGGUUUUGUGCAGACAGCAAUGGUGAAAAACAUGCCUGAGAAAUUAUACAACCAGAUCCCCAAACCCAAUGGGUAUGCAUCUCGGGAAGAUGGGAGAAUAGUCCAAGCCUCCUCUUUCAGUUUUGUUUUGUAUUGUUUUUAAUUAAUAGUACUUUUUUUCCCCAGAAGUUUUAGGUUUACAGAGAACAUUAAAUGAAAAAUACAGAGUUGCCAUACUGAUUUGCCCCUAUUACUUAACCCCCACCAAUUUCCCCUAUUAUUAACAUCUUUUGUUGGUGCAGUACAUUUGUUAUAAUUGAUGAGCCAGUAUUGACACAUUAUUACCAACUAAAGUCCAUAGUUUACAUUAAGGUUCACUCUUUGCAUUGUGCCUGUCCUGAGUUUUGACAAAAUACCCACCAUUACAGGAGCAUACAGAAUACUACUUUCACUGCCUAAAAUCCACCGAUUCCUCUCUCCUUCCCUUGCCCCAGCCCCUGGCAACCACUGAUCGACUUACUGUCUCUCCAGUUUUGCCUCUUCCAGAAUGUCAUUUGGUUAGAAUAACACAGUUUGUAGUCUUUGCAGAUCAACUUCUUUCACUUGGCAACCUCCUUCAACUUAAAACAUGGCUUUCUCGCCCUCCUGGCCCCAUACACGUAUGUAGCUGGGGCUGGAGAAGGAGGGGCCCAAAGCUGUGUGCUGAGACUGCUCCCCCACCCCAAGCAGAGCCCCUCAGAUCUGCAGUGUGAUCCCUUUAUCAUCUUCCCCUGAAUGUCCCUGGCCCUGGUGCUACUGGAGUUUAACCCGGGCUGGUAAGCUGUCAGGAGCUGCCUGUGUUUGGGUUCCACAUCUGGAAGAAUCAGCUGUGCAGACCCUCCCGUUCCCUUCUGAAAUGGAAAGACAGGAGGAGCACAUGGGGCUGUUUGCCUUCCUCCUCGGUAGUUUGUUUUACUUGCUUUGGAGCUGCGGACAGGCGGUGGGGAAGUGAGGUCCCCUGGGCAGGCAGCCCUCCUGCACGCCCACGCCCACAUCCGGUGGCGGUGGCCGCAGGUCUCUCAGCCUCUGAAGUCGCUGCCGUUCAGUCCUGCCGGGUGCCUGUUGAGCCCUGGGAGUGAUCGAGCACUGGGGCCUGUUUUGUGGUCAUUAGGAGGAAGACCAAUGAGGUGCAAAGAGAUUGAGGACAUUGUCCCUGCCAAGAGCAGUGUCACAGGGGACUGCGGUACCUCUUUGAGUGACCCCGGCGGCUUAUGGGACGUUGGCUUUGGACCUUCUGUGACACACCAUGCUGCGUGGGAUGGCGAGGACGCAGAGAGGAGGGACGCCUGGGGUCACCCUGGCUUACCUCCUCUUAGCCACCGCAGGCUGCUUCGCUGACUUGAACGAGGUCCCUCAGGUCACCGUGCAGCCCGCGUCCACUGUCCAGAAGCUCGGAGGAACUGUGAUCCUGGGCUGUGUGGUGGAGCCUCCGCGGAUGAACGUCACCUGGCGCCUGAACGGGAAGGAGCUGAAUGGCUCAGAUGAUGCUCUGGGUGUCCUCAUCACCCAUGGAACCCUAGUCAUCACUGCCCUCAGCAACCACACCGUGGGACGCUACCAGUGUGUGGCCCGGAUGCCUGCGGGGGCUGUGGCCAGUGUGCCAGCCCCUGUGACGCUAGCCAAUCUCCAGGACUUCAAGUUAGACGUGCAGCACGUGAUCGAAGUGGAUGAGGGGAACACAGCGGUCAUUGCCUGCCACCUGCCCGAGAGCCACCCGAAAGCCCAGGUCCGGUACAGCGUCAAACAACAGUGGCUGGAGGCCUCCAGAGAUAACUACCUUAUCAUGCCCUCGGGGAACCUCCAGAUUGUCAACGCCAGCCAGGAGGACGAGGGCAUGUACAAGUGUGCGGCCUACAACCCCGUGACCCAGGAAGUGAAAACCUCUGGCUCCAGCGACAGGCUGCGCGUGCGCCGCUCCACCGCGGAGGCUGCCCGCAUCAUCUACCCCCCGGAGGCCCAGACCAUCAUUGUCACCAAAGGCCAGAGUCUCAUCCUGGAGUGCGUGGCCAGUGGGAUCCCACCCCCACAGGUCACAUGGGCCAAGGAUGGGUCCAGUGUGACUGGCUACAACAAGACACGCUUCCUGCUGAGCAACCUCCUCAUUGACACCACCAGUGAGGAGGACUCGGGGACCUACCGCUGCAUGGCCGACAACGGGGUCGGGGCACCGGGGGCAGCGGUCAUCCUCUACAACGUCCAGGUGUUCGAACCCCCCGAGGUCACCAUGGAGCUGUCCCAGCUGGUCAUCCCAUGGGGCCAGAGUGCCAAGCUGACCUGCGAGGUGCGUGGGAACCCCCCGCCCUCCGUGCUGUGGCUGAGGAACGCCGUGCCCCUCACCUCCAGCCGGCGCCUCCGGCUGUCCCGCAGGGCCCUGCGCGUGGUCAGCGUGGGGCCCGAGGACGAAGGCGUGUACCAGUGCAUGGCCGAGAAUGAAGUGGGGAGUGCCCAUGCUGUGGUCCAGCUGAGGACUGCCCGGCCAGGUACAACCCUGAGGCCCCGGCAGGAUGCCAGGCUGGCCACUGCCACCCCCCCUGCGCCACCCCCCAGACCCGGCCGCACCGAGCAGAUGCUGAGGGGCCAGCCGGGGCUCCCCAGGACGCCGCCGUCAGUGCAGCCUGCCUCCCCGCAGUGCCCAGAUGAGAAGGGGCAGGUGGCCCCUGCCGAGGCCCCCAUCAUCCUUAGCUCACCCCGGACCUCCAAGACAGACUCGUACGAGCUGGUGUGGCGGCCUCGACACGAGGGCAGCAGCUGGGCGCCGAUCCUCUACUACGUGGUGAAGCACCGCAAGCAGGUCACAAACUCCUCUGAUGAUUGGACCAUCUCCGGCAUUCCAGCCAACCAGCACCGCCUGGCCCUCACCAGACUCGACCCUGGGAGCCUGUACGAAGUGGAGAUGGCAGCGUACAACUGCGCGGGGGAGGGCCAGACAGCCAUGGUCACCUUUCGAACUGGACGGCGGCCCAAACCCGAGAUCGUGGCCAGCAAGGAGCAGCAGGUCCAGAGAGAUGACCCUGGGGCCAGUCCCCAGAGCAGCAGCCAGCCGGACCACGGGCGCCUGUCCCCCCCAGAAGCUCCGGACAGGCCCACUAUCUCCAUGGCCUCUGAGACUUCCGUCUAUGUGACCUGGAUUCCCCGAGGGAACGGUGGGUUCCCGAUCCAGUCCUUCCGGGUGGAGUACAAGAAGCUCAAGAAAGUGGGAGACUGGAUCCUGGCCACCAGUGCCAUCCCUCCCUCGAGGCUGUCCGUGGAGAUCACAGGCCUGGAGAAAGGCACCUCUUACAAGUUCCGAGUGCGGGCUCUGAACAUGCUGGGGGAGAGCGAGCCCAGUGCCCCCUCCCGGCCCUACGUGGUGUCCGGCUACAGCGGCCGCGUGUAUGAGAGGCCCGUGGCAGGCCCCUACAUCACCUUCACGGAUGCCGUCAACGAGACCACCAUCAUGCUCAAGUGGAUGUAUAUCCCAGCAAGCAACAACAACACCCCAAUCCAUGGCUUUUAUAUCUACUAUCGACCCACAGACAGUGACAACGAUAAUGACUAUAAGAAGGAUAUGGUGGAAGGGGAUAGGUACUGGCACUCCAUCAGCCACCUGCAGCCAGAGACCUCCUACGACAUUAAGAUGCAGUGCUUCAACGAGGGAGGGGAGAGCGAGUUCAGCAACGUGAUGAUCUGUGAGACCAAAGCUCGGAAGUCUUCCGGUCAGCCUGGUCGUCUCCCGCCCCCAACCCUGCCCCCGCCACAGCCACCACCUCCCGAAACCAUAGAGCGGCCAGUGGGCGCGGGUGCCAUGGUGGCGCGCUCCAGUGACCUGCCCUACCUGAUUGUCGGGGUCGUCCUGGGCUCGAUCGUCCUCAUCAUCGUCACCUUCAUCCCCUUCUGCUUGUGGAGGGCCUGGGCUAAGCAAAAACACACAACAGACCUGGGCUUUCCUCGGAGUGUCCUCCCACCCUCCUCCUGCCAGUACACUAUGGUGCCGUUGGGAGGACUCCCGGGCCACCGGGCCAGCGGACAGCCGUACCUCAGUGGCAUCAGCGCUCGGGCCUGCGGCGGUGCGGUACCUGUGAACAGGGGCUGCCCCGCGGCGGCAGUGGGCUGCCCAGGCGUGAGACCCCAGCAGCAUUGCCCCGGGGAGCUUCAGCAGCAAAGUGAAACCAACAGCCUGCUGAGGCAGGCCGCUCUGGGCAAUGGAUUCGACCCCCAGAGUCACCAGCUCAUCAGGGGGCCCAAGUCUAGCCCGGACGAGGGCUCUUUCUUAUACACACUGCCUGAUGACUCAACUCACCAGCUGCUCCAGCCCCACCAAGACUGCUGCCACCUCCAGGAGCAGCCGGCUGCCACGGGCCAGUCAGGCAUGAGGAGUGUCCCCGAGUGUCCUGGACUGGAAGCAACAUGGGGCUCCCCUUUUCACUCAGGGCCCCCGUGCUGCUUGGGCCUUGUACCAGUUGAAGAGGUGGACAGUUCUGACUCCUGCCAAGUGGGCAGAGGAGACUGGUGUCCCCAGCACCCCCCAGGGGCCUACGUAAGACAGGAACCUGGGAUGCGGCUCUCUCCCAGCCCACCGGUACAUGUGUCCUUUGAAACACCACCUCCCACACUUUAGGCAGAAGCCAAUAUUCCAGAAAGACUAUACAUUUUUUUUAAAGAGAAAGAGAAAAAAAUGGUAUUUAUUUUUCUAUUAUAGCCAUAUUUAUAUAUUUAUGCACUUGUAAAUAUAUGUAUAUGUGUUUUUAUAAUUCUGGAGAGACAUAAGGAAUCCUCCCCUUUGAGGCACAAGAGGGAAAACAAAGAAGCCACAACAUUAACGGGAGUCAAGCAGGAACGAGUAACACAGACCGGCCGGAACACAGACUCCUCACUUGGAACCUCUGCAACCGCGGGAGGCUGCAGGAGGCCCACGGAGAAGCCGACGGCGCAGAAUCCCGCAGAAUCCCGGCUCAGUGUUCACGAUGACCACGAGGGAGAGGGAGGGUCCCGGCAUCACAGCCUGGAGAACCCGUGAAGGUGGCUGGAGCUGGAGCCACGGGAAGUGUUUUCCUAAGAUGCCCAUGAGAACAGACUAAGAUGUGUACAGCACUAUAAGCAUUAACAAACCUUCCAGAAUCAAUAAUCUGUGGCAGCGUAUCUUUGUAAAAACAAACACUGUAACUUCUAAAUAAAUGUUUAGUCUUCCCUGUAACCUUCAA
Molecule: messenger RNA, 12754 nt
Organism: Microcebus murinus (gray mouse lemur)
Lineage: Eukaryota; Metazoa; Chordata; Mammalia; Primates; Cheirogaleidae
Source: RefSeq, a predicted model, not a curated record